Paramecium octaurelia is the source of this 1183-nucleotide messenger RNA. Lineage: Eukaryota; Ciliophora; Oligohymenophorea; Peniculida; Parameciidae. The record is from the annotation of a GenBank genome assembly.
AUGGCAGAAAGAGGACACGCUUUAAAAUAGGACAUAAGCAAAUUGGCUUGGGAGGAGACUGAUUUUCCAAUAGUUUGCAACAAUUGCCUUGGUGAAAAUCCUUAUAUCAGAAUGGUAUCCAUUUAUUAACUAAUAAAUUUCCAGCUCAAGGAUAGAUUUGGAAAAGAAUGUAGAAUCUGUGCAAGACCAUUCACAACCUUUAAGUGGAAGCCUGGGAAUAAUUCAAGAUAGAAAUAGACCGAAAUUUGUCAAACUUGUGGCAAAAUUAAAAACAUCUGCUAAGCUUGUUUUAAAGACUUGGAAUUUAAUAUGGGAUUAUGCACUAGAGAUAAAUUUUUAGGAGAUUAAAAAAUCGAAAUCCCUGAACAUACAGCAAACAGGGACUAUUGGGCUGAAUAAGCCAAUCGUCAAAUUGAAAGAUUGAUUUUACCUUAUGAUGCCCCACUACCUAUGUUGGAUCAGAUCCUAAAAGAGCCAAGAUUAGCUGAUGUAAAUAAUCAAUUAAAUGAUGGAAAAUCAGAACCGGCUAAUUAAAUUUAUGCAGAGCCUUUAGAAAAUCCUUAAGAUAUUGAUCUAUUAUACAAGGAAAAGUUUGAGGCAAAAGGUUUGUUGCCACCUGAUGAUCCAAAAAUCAGUAGUCUUUAUGUAUCCCACAUGUCAAAUGACAUCAAGGAAUCAGAUUUGAAGUACAAUUGAAUAUUAAAUAGACAUUUAUUUUCGAAAUAUGGGAAACUAAAUUCAAUUAAAAUAAUGGAACAUGGUCAAAGUUGUUUUAUCAAUUUUGCAAGAAGAAAAGAUGCAGAAACUGCUGUUAAUGCUUUAUAUAAUAAUAUAAUAAUAAAGGACGUCAUAUGCAAGAUUCAAUGGGCAAGAGCACCAAAUAAAAAGGUUCCAAUUAAAGGUAUAUUUGUUUAAUAAUGAUAAAUAGAUUUAAUACAAUCCUUAUAGCCAGAAGAGAAUAAUAAAGCUCAUCCUCCUUAAGCUCCACCAUAGAAUAUUGAUAAACGCUAGCAAACUGAAGAUAAGUAUGUUACAUAUAUAAGUUUAGUUUGCUGAUUGGAUUGCUUAAUUAGUAAAUGACCUAUCCAAAUUAAAAUCCAUAUUAAAAAGGCGGUGUAAAUAAUAAAGGAUUAUGAUAAUAUUAUUCUAUUACAUGGUAUUAGUACAACAAUUUAAUUUAUAC